AUGGCGGAGGAAGAGACAGAAAAGGAAUACAACACAAGGGAAGAGAUUGUGGCCCUCAGAAAACGAUUUCAGAAUUUGACCACAACACUAAAAGAAAGUUCACAAUCGGCAUUAGACGCCACUUCAAGUUUUUGCCACGACUUUUGCCAGGUGCUGGUGGAGCAUGGAGGCCAGUGGAAGCCUGAAGAAGAUCCAUUCCCUGUACUGGAGAUGUACACAGUGGCCAUACUUAACUAUGCUGAGGCCCUCCCCUCUCUCUCUGCUGAAUGUGAACAUGUCUCAGUUGUACUUGAGAAGUUAGCAUUGAGCUGUCUGGAUCUUCUACUCUCGCUCUCAGAGCAAGUCCCAGGUGCCUUAUGGGAAAAAUUUCAGUCCUCUGUCAAGACUGCACAUGGUAUUCUGCAGCAGAAUGGGAAUUCACAGCUUCACACAUUGUCAACUCUGGCUGAGGAAAGUGGUGUUUGGACCAAUACCACUCUGUGCAGCAUCCUGUCAGGCAACUCACCAGAUACUGACAAAGUUCAUGAACUUUUGGCAUGGGAAGGACCCGUACUGCUUGAUAUGCGUAUAAAACACCUUCUCAAACAGAAAAGUGUCGACAAAGCAGUGGCGCUCGCAAAGGUCUGUUCAGACUAUCCAGAGUUUAUGGGAAAGAAGAACUUCAAACAAAUCUACCUCGUUUGUUUGUCUGAGACCAAGUCACAAGAGGAGCUUAUGCAAGAGAUUGCGCAGGUGGACUGUAAAGAUGCUCUGGAUAUGAUUUGUAACUUGGAGUCUGAUGGAGAUGAGAAGGGAGCCCUCAGUCUUUGCACUGCGUUUUUCAAGCGGCAGCUUGCCCAGGGAGAUGUGUAUUGUGCAUGGGAGCUCACACUGUUCUGGAGCAAGCUUUUGAUUCGACUUGAAUCAGUGCAGUCUUUUUUGGAUCAAUGCCGGCUGUUGGCACGUCUCUCUGGGAGUGUGUACCACAUUCUUCUCCUCAUCAAGGUUAUUCAAGAAGAGGUUGGAGCUGAUGGCCUUCCUUUGUGCAUUGAAAUGUGCAUUCGUGCACUGCAGAUGGGAAUCAGCGGCAGUGAGGACUACAAUUCUACUAUCUGUAAAACCAUCUCUUGCUUGCUGCCAGCUGACUUGGAGGUGAAACGGGCUUGCCAACUAACAGAGUUCCUUGUUAAGCCAACUGUGGACUCAUACUAUGCUGUUGAGACACUGUUUAAUGAACCUGACCAGAAGUUGGAGGAGGAAAGUCUCCCAAUCCCAAAUUCUCUACGCUGUGACCUGUUACUGGCCUUGAAGACACAGUGGCCUUUUGAUCCCGAGUUCUGGGAUUGGAGAACUCUAAAGCGUCAAUGCCUUUCAUUGAUGGGCGAGGAGGCAUCAAUUGUACUGUCCAUUGACAAACUCAAUGAUAGUGAGGACGUUGAAGAUGAUGAGAAAGGUUUAAAAGAGUUGGAUUUUAUUUUGAACCCCACCAAUGAACUUGAUGACUCUGAAGCUGAGAAACAGAAAAAAAGGGAAAUGAAGAAAUUGAGAGAGAAAGGGUUUGUUUCUGCUAGAUUUCGCAACUGGCAAGCCUACAUGCAGUAUUGUGUGUUGUGUGAUAAGGAGUUUCUUGGUCAUAGAAUUGUAAAACAUGCAUUGAAACAUGUCCAAGAUGGGAUCUUUCGUUGCCCGAUAUGUGCUAAAACUUUUGAGGCAAAAACGAUUCUUGAGCCACAUGUAGCGUCACAUGUAAAACAGUCUUGUAAAGAACGACUAGCUGCAAUGAAAGCAAGUAAGAAGACACAGAAUCCCUCAAAACCUUCAGUAACAGAGUGUAAGAGCAAUGCAGUCCAACAGCAACAGAACACAACCAUCGUAAAAGAGAACUCUAAAACAAAAUCCUGCCCAAACAACGUAAGUCCUUCAGACUCAAAUUUCAGCUCUGCUACAACUGUUACGCCGUCUCCCCCAAAACGUGUGCAUACUACACGACAGGAAGAAAAAACUGAGGACUGUUCCUGUCCGGUUACAAGCUGUCAAAAGGUUUUCAAGUACUUCAGAAAUUUAGUCGCCCAUGUGAAAGCUCAUAAAAACGAUGAGGAGGCGAAACGUUUCCUCGAGAUACAGUGCCAAAAGGUAGUUUGUCAGUAUUGUCGCAGACAGUUUGUCAAUGUCACUCACCUUAACGACCAUUUGCAGAUGCACUGUGGCACCAAGCCGUACUGUUGCAUCCAGCUGGGUUGCAAAGCCAGCUUCCAUUCUCAUGCUGAGCUCCUCAUGCACAGGAAAGUGCAUACAGAGUUUCAGGCACAAUGCAUGUUCCCGAAUUGUGGGAAAGUAUUUAGUGAGGCUUACCAGUUGUACGAUCAUGAAGCACAGCACUACAUUAUGUUCACUUGCAAAAACCCAAAUUGUGGUAAAAUAUUUUACUCCCAGUCUCAACUGAAUCUACAUCAGAGUGAACAUGUGAAAAAUGAAGUAGCAGGCACGUUCCAGAGUCAAACAGAACUACCACUACAGGGCUCCCUGGUUCAUGAAUAUUCAUCCAACCAAAUAUAUGAUGUUCCUAGAGAAAGCAGCCCACUGAAAAUUAAACACUCAGUUGAGAGCAUGCUGAACUCUGGUCAAGAUUCUACAGUGGAGCUUAAUCAAGUUGAAUCAGGCACUACUAAACAACCAGUUGCAGAUCACCAAUCUCAGACUGGUGAAGUUUCUGUUACUGAGCCUAAACAGGGAUCUGAGACCUCCAGAUUAACUUCGUCAUGCCUGAACAGGGUGAAGAAUUCUACAGAGUACUCAAUUAUACCAUGUUAUGUGAAAGUUGAGCCAAUUCCUAUAAAUUGUCAUGAUCCCAUUUUUUUAAAUGCUGCACGGAGCUCUGACUCUUUAGUUCAGACACUUAUACAAGAUAAGAAGUUGUAUUCCUGCAUGUGGAAUAACUCCGCGGAGAAAACAAACAAAAAUGAGCCUGCAAAUCAUGUAGGGAAAACUGAUGGAGAUGAAGCCCCACAAACGCACUCCAUGCAAAGCAGUACAACUAACAUUAAUAAUAACGCUCACGUCUGUCCAUUUGAGAAAUGCACACGUCAGUACAGUACCUCAAAAAGUCUGUCAAGGCAUGUUAAAAAUGUGCAUUCAGAAGCUUAUGAAGGAUGGAAAUUGUCAAAGAAGUACAAACGGAUUGCUGAGAUUGCUGCACGGAAAGUUUCCGCCGUUCAGAAAACUUCCGGUUUUCAGACUCCAAAUAAAGGGAAGAACACAUCUGGUGAUGGACCGCCUCAGCAGGACACAGGCAUUAGGCCUUUGGAAUAUCAGGUGGACUCAACCGUGUCAGGUUCACUUGCGAAUUCUGUUCCCGCCAGCUUUCAGCCCUUCGGUGACAAAUUUUGCCCACCAUUUGAAAGCCCACAUAAUGCGACAACAUCAAAUCAUUGUGGACUAAUGCGAGCAGAAAUGCCUUCACCGUGGGCCUCGUCUGCUCUUAAUAACUGCAAUUCAGAUUUUGCUCAAGAGAAUCACUAUCCCUUGAUGACCUUAACUGACCACAUGCAGACCUAUCAACCAUACCACUCUGAAAACUCCACCAGUUUCCAAAGAGACAUGGAGUAUACGCAAAUCUCUGCUGAUGAUGACCGGAUUUUACCCACAAUGAACUCUGAUUCCAGCGUGAUGAAUGAGGCAUCUAAAUAUGUCUCUAGUUCCCUGAGGGUACUGCAUGCACUCAAUGUAGAUCAGCCCUAUCAGAUACCACAUGCAGAAACAACUGAAGGUACUGUUUAUACCCAAAUUAGGGAAAAUACAAGUAUGAUCUCUCACAACAGCAGUUUGCUGCCUUCUGGAACUGUGUCAGAGCAAGGGCUUAAUCCAUAUCUUCCAACUCUGUCAGCAGAGGCAAAUCCUAUUGCAGUACAAGAACUUAGCUUAACAAACAAAGCAGUGACUACUGAGCAUACCAACUCGGUGCUCUCGUCAGAUGUAAAGAACAUCACCCACCUUGCAUCACUCACCUGUAAGGAGGAACCAGAAAGUGAUGCUGGAGAGAUGCCUAAUUCAGAUGGUCACAGAGAUUUUACAUAUAAAGAGGCUUCACAGUCAGAAACACAGACUGUGCCUCUUGAAGAUAAGAAGAGUACAAGUUCUGAUGAAACAAAGAAAGCAAAAAAAAUCAGGUCAUCCAAGAGGACAAAAUGGCCGGCCAUAAUAAAGGAUGGGAAAGUCAUCUGUUGCAGGUGUUACAGGGAAUUUUCAAGUACAAAAUCCCUUGGAGGUCACCUAUCAAAGCGUUCACAGUGCAAACCAAUUGAUGAAGUUGACCUUACUGCCGACUUACCGGUAUCAUUUCUUGACUUUCUCAAUGCGCCAGAUGUUACAGAUGUGCUUCCCCAGGCUGUCUCGAGAAAUAAAAGGCUCAGCCAAAGUUCUGAUUCAGCCACAUAUCAGCAAUCAGAAUCCAAGCUGUUUCACAAUGACAGUUUUAACGAGUUGUAUAGCCCUAAUUUCGACGUGGAAAAUUGUAAUCUCCCUUCUUCCGACCUGUCUAAGACAACACUCCAUGAAUCUGAAAAGAAGGAUGGAUGUUCUUCAGCUAAUAAUCCUUUAAGACCCAGCCUGAGUAGCUCUUCUGCUCACCCUGAUACACAGACAGGAGACAAUGAAACCGCUUCUGUGACCCCUGGGGAGGAUGGAAUAAUUUUAGAGAUUCAGAAGGCCCUCCAGCGUCUGGACUUGGUUGAUGCAUCACCUCAGGAGAUGCCAGAUAAGAAUGCCGCCCUUGCUACUUUCACCUCUGAUGCUGAGCGGUCACAUGAUCAGUGUCGUGAUACUAAAGUUGAUGGAGAAAGUCAAAAGCAACAAAAUGUCUCAAAACCAUUCAGGUGUGAUGCAGAAGGUUGUCUCUAUGGAGCAAUGACAAAAGAAGCUCUGUUCAAACACCUAUAUCGGGUUCAUAAUUACAAUGAUGACAUGAUAAAUGAACUGAAGAAGAAUCCUGAUCGAUUUACUCCGUAUCGUUGUCAUCUUUGUUUGAAAACAUUUACGAGAACAACAGGCCUCAGAAUUCAUUACAAAAAUGUCCACCGCAUGUCGAAAGAGGAGUUGGACAAGUUGAAAAUAGGUUGGAAUUGUAAGAAGGUGGAGAAGUCUUCAACUGAGGCAGAACAAGCAAAUAACAGUUCCAACCAUCCGAUCACAUCUUUGCCAUGUCCAUCGUCAAAUUUGGAGAUGAAUGCAGUACCAAAUGAUGUUUCAGCAGGGGGAGAUGUUUGUGACCGACAAACCGCCCUCAGAGAAACAGAAGUGGAUGUCAGUCUGGCUGCAAAUGAUGCUCCUACACAAUCUCUGAGUUCAAAUUUAGAUGUUUCUUCUCCAGUGAAGAUCACAACAGGUCAGGAAAACCCAUCAGUACUGAGCACUUGCAAUUCUGAUCAUGACCCAGAUACACAGAAUGCAUCUGGUGAUGUUCCAGAACAGGUAGUGGAAAGCCCCUGUCCCUCAGGAACUAUAGGCACUGGCUGUGACAAAAUCUCUCCAGAAAAAAAGGACAGGCCAAAAAAGAUCAAUAUGAAAGUGGAGUCUGAUGUCCAGAAGAGAGAAAAGACUCAGAAAAAAAGUAGUCUGAAAGCAGACUCCAUUGAUACAAACGAUGCCGUCAGUCCAUACAGGCCAUAUCGAUGUGUACAUGAAGGGUGUGUGGCUGCUUUUUCAAUUCAACAGAAUCUUAUCCUCCAUUAUAGGGCUAUGCAUCAGUCAGACAGAGAUGAUGAAAUUGGUGUUGGAAAUGAUCAAUCUGACGGAGCAACCCAGGAAUUCAAAUGUCAGGUCAAAGACUGUUCAAAGGUGCUCUCUAAAGUUCCCAGCUUGUUGAAGCAUUAUUUAAUACUUCACAGAUGCACAUUGGAGAAGGCAAGUGCUCUGGUGUCUGGAAUUGAAUUAGGCACGUUCCAGUGUGAUCAGUCCAAAUGUUCAGCAACUUUCACUUCUCACUUGAAAUACAUUGACCACAUUAAAAAUGAUCACAAGGCAAUAAGAAUUUCAGAGGAUGGUGACUUUGAAACUGUGGACGUUACGUUUCAGUGUGAAUGGGAGGGCUGUGACCGGAUCUACACUACUAAAUCAAAUCUUCUGCGACACCUCAUGAAAAAGCAUCAUGCAACGUUUGAAACUGUUCCAGAGAAACAGAAAAAUGGUGAGGAGAGUGAACCCCUGAUGAUGAAAUUGAAGCCAACAGGUGUGAAUCCGAACAAUGGUAAGGAAAAUAUAGCGAAUAGCAAAUUCAAAAUGAAGAAAAAAAACCCAAAGAAAAAAGAAGUCAAAGCACGAAACCACUGGACUAGCUUUGGGAAGCCCUCAUUAAAGUCCAUAGACGAGGCAACUGCAAUGUGCACUAAGAAAUUUUCAUUACAGUACCCUUGUAUGAUUAAGGGCUGCGAGUCUGUUUUGAACGCAGAGAGAAAUAUAUUCAAACAUUACACUACUCAUGGUCUCACUGAGCGCUACAUUGAGGACCAGAGAAGUCAGUUCAUAUUUUGCAAGAAGAACUCGCGGUCAAGAAACAAAGAUGAUGGCACAUUGGACGCUGGCUCAACAGAGACCUCUGAGAGGGAAGAGACUGAUUCUGAGGGAUGUGAUAACAGCACUACAUCAGUCAUGGACCAGGGAAACAAUAACGUCAGUACCUCUGAAGCUAAGGAGUCGGCUGAUGAAGUCUCUGAAUCCGCGGCCUCAGCGGCGGUCAAACGAAAGAGGGGUCGUCCCCGGAAAUCAGAGCAAAAGACAAGUGAAAGAAAAGAAGAUCCUGAAAGGAAAUUAAGUCGGAGGAACUGCACUUCUGAGGGUGAUAACGUUAACGUUACAGAAGUUUCAGAAUCCACUACAGCUAACACUACGGUCCAUGUGGAGAAACAAGCUGAGAGUGGUGAGGAACUUAAAAUAUUAAACCCCAUGGGAUUUGAAAAAUCAUUCCUUAAAUUAAUAGAGGAAUCUUCCCCAUCCAUUAACACCUCUAAAAGAAAAACAAGCGAAAUCGAUUGGGCUGAAAUGCCGACAAAACGACAGAGAACACUUCAGCAGCAAACAGCCAAUAUUAUGAACAAAAGAUCUGAUGAGUUCAGAAAGUUGAGACAGGGCCAAAAUGUUGUUCAUUUUAGAAAUCCUCUAAAGCUGGAGUCAGUGAAAAAUGUGAAGAUAGUGAUGGACAAAACCUUCUCCAAUGGUGCUGAUCUAUUGUUAAAACAACUUCAGGACAUGCGGCCCAUGGUCAUUCUCAAAAAGUGGCUGUACAGUUGA
Chanos chanos (milkfish) is the source of this 7260-nucleotide messenger RNA. RefSeq names its product zinc finger protein 292a (gene znf292a). The record is from RefSeq and is a predicted model, not a curated record. Gene Ontology annotation, cellular component: nucleus. Gene Ontology annotation, molecular function: DNA-binding transcription factor activity, RNA polymerase II-specific; DNA binding. Lineage: Eukaryota; Metazoa; Chordata; Actinopteri; Gonorynchiformes; Chanidae. Gene Ontology annotation, biological process: regulation of transcription by RNA polymerase II. The transcript has 10 exons. The coding region runs from base 1 to 7260 and encodes 2419 amino acids.